AGGAUCAGGCACGUGUACUCACUCGUGGGUCACCUUUGUUUCUCCUCCCGGUACUCCUGCAGGUCAGCCAGGCACGGGUGGGGAGAGACACACACCUUCCCAGCUGCAUGUUUCUUGGGGUGCAUUGAGAGCUGGGAGAGCAGGAGAGGACUCUGCCCCGUGGCCACUUUGGCAGGAAGAUGACAGACCCCCAGGCAUGUGCCAGCCAGGGGAAGCCCAGCCUGUCCUUUUCCAUUGAGGAAAUCUUAAAGAAACCUUCUGCCCUAAGCAGUGAAACGAGGAAGAGAAGUAACUACGCUGAGAGACCUCCAGCCCUAAAAGCAGGGUCAUCACUGGCUGUUGAUUCCAGCAGUAGCAGUCAGUUAGACUGUGACUUACCUUCAGCCAAAACACUUCUCCCUGCCACUUGUGCCACACCCAUGGCCGGGGCAAAGAAAGUGCAGGCAGCUCACUGCAGGAGACCUACUGACAGCCCAGCUGCCCUCCUCAGGGAGGACACAGGAUGUGAACACCUGGAAAGCAAAAGAAAACACGAGGAAGAGGAAGAUCAGCUAUGUGAUUUCCCAAUGGACCAUCCACUUCAUGUUGAGAGGAAAGGGAAACGGAGAAUCCGGACAACGUUCACAGCUGAGCAGCUCCAGGAACUGGAGAAGAUUUUCCAGGUGACUCACUACCCGGAUGUCCAUAUUCGCAAUCAACUGGCAGCAAAGAUAAACCUCCCAGAAGCCAGAGUUCAGAUCUGGUUCCAGAACCAGCGAGCAAAGUGGAGGAAACAUGAAAAAUUUGGCAACUUUGGUGGCCUUCAGCAUCUGACAGAAGUUGAUUUCAUUCCUGCUUCCAAGUCAGAUAUCACAGCUCCUAGCUUGAUGCCAAGAAAGUUUGCUGCUACCAUCCCUGCCGUGGGAUACUACUCACCACUGCAAGGGCAGCUGACAACUGCCUGGCUGCCCAGCACACACUCCUUCAUCCCCCACCACUUGGAGCUGCUGCCCUCCCCAAAACCAUACUUGCUCUUCAACGUCCUCCCCACUUACAGCACGCCACUACCCCACAAGUUGGAAAGGAGCAGUAUCUGCGCCAGCUCCACAUAAAGGAGGAUACGGGAGAGUGGGGGACUUGGGGGCAUGCUUUUCUUGCCCAUUAUCAUAUUGGGGGUGUGCAGUUCCUCUCCUUGAACGAAUUUGCCAGGAUGAUGGGUGGCCUGUGAUGCAAGGCCAGCUUGCUGCAGAAGUGCUACCACGAGUCACCACAGCCUAGUGAAUGUGGGAAUGAGCCACCAUGGACCGGGAAGGAGCUCCCCAUUGACCUAAGGAGCAGCAUACUCUGUAGAAAUCCAGCUGACCAAAUGAGAGCCUGUCCCUGGGACAAUGGUGCACUGAGCAGCCCUGCAAAAGGACUUGGGUUUUACUCAGCCCUGAGACAACACUGGAUGACCUUAUUGUGCUGAUGGCUUGGAGCAGACAAGAUGCCUGUGAUGAGGUGUGUGUAGCCCCAAGGCCCAGCCAAAAGGGCACUCCUCCACAGGUUUAGGUUGCUUUCCUCAUACCUUCUGGUCCUCAUGCACUGGGGGGUGGGACAAAGAACAUGUUUAGGUCAAAAAUCAAACA
Molecule: messenger RNA, 1607 nt
Organism: Phalacrocorax carbo (great cormorant)
Lineage: Eukaryota; Metazoa; Chordata; Aves; Suliformes; Phalacrocoracidae
Source: RefSeq, a predicted model, not a curated record